CCUCGCGAGAUCCGGGAGACUAUAAAGCCACAGACACCGAGCUUGAGUGUAGGCAGUGUAGUUAGCCUGUGGAUCCGGUUUCUGCGUGUAUUAAGUUGCGGUUAAGGAGCCCGCCUUUCCUUGAUCCCAUAUCAAGAUGUCUGCAGGAAAUGCAUUUAUUGGGAAACCAGCCCCUGACUUCAAAGCCACAGCUGUGAUGCCAGAUGGGCAGUUCAAAGACAUCACCCUCUCUGACUAUAAAGGAAAAUACAUUGUGUUCUUCUUCUAUCCCCUUGACUUCACCUUUGUUUGUCCAACUGAGAUUAUUGCAUUCAGUGACAGGGCUGAUGAAUUUAAGAAACUUAACUGUCAAGUAAUUGGAGCUUCUGUUGACUCUCACUUCUGUCACCUUGCCUGGGUCAAUACUCCUAAGAAGCAGGGUGGAUUGGGUAACAUGAACAUUCCACUGGUUUCAGAUACAAAACGCAUCAUUGCUAAAGAUUACGGAGUAUUAAAAGAGGAUGAAGGUAUUGCGUACAGAGGCCUGUUCAUUAUUGAUGAUAAGGGAAUCUUGCGUCAAAUAACCAUUAAUGAUCUCCCUGUUGGCCGCUCAGUUGACGAAACUCUCAGAUUAGUCCAGGCUUUCCAGUUCACAGAUAAACAUGGCGAAGUUUGCCCAGCUGGCUGGAAACCUGGGAGUGAAACAAUCAAACCCGAUGUUCAGAAAAGCAAAGAAUUCUUCUCCAAGCAGGAGUAAACAUGCUGCCUGUGCUCAACUGUGUUAGACUAGUAUCCUCAGCCUGCCUUCUGGAAAAAAACAAGAGCAUCAAGUAUCUCUUUGGAAUUUUCUGACUAUUUAAAGGUUGCAUACUGUGAGUCAAGAGAAGUCUUGUCUGUAGGAGUCGACCAUCCUUUUGACUAGUCUUACUGACAAUACCUUCAUAUAGAAUUCUAAUGAUCAAUACUUGUGUAUCAUGCCUUGUUGACUUCAAUGACCAGUGCAGUGUAAGUGGUUGGGUCAGUGUUUCAUGUAGCCCAGCUGUAUCUGACAUUUUUCUAACUAUUAAACUCCAUAGAAACUG
This is a messenger RNA of Chelonoidis abingdonii (Abingdon island giant tortoise), 1061 nucleotides long. RefSeq names its product peroxiredoxin 1 (gene PRDX1). Lineage: Eukaryota; Metazoa; Chordata; Testudines; Testudinidae. Gene Ontology annotation, biological process: leukocyte activation; cellular response to stress; removal of superoxide radicals. Gene Ontology annotation, molecular function: thioredoxin peroxidase activity. The record is from RefSeq and is a predicted model, not a curated record. Gene Ontology annotation, cellular component: cytosol.